Molecule: messenger RNA, 4835 nt
Organism: Sinocyclocheilus rhinocerous
Lineage: Eukaryota; Metazoa; Chordata; Actinopteri; Cypriniformes; Cyprinidae
Product: la-related protein 1B-like
Exons: 17
Coding region: 358-3408 (1016 amino acids)
Biological process (GO): positive regulation of translation; mRNA stabilization
Cellular component (GO): cytoplasmic stress granule; cytosol
Molecular function (GO): RNA cap binding
Source: RefSeq, a predicted model, not a curated record
CGUCCAAUGACUCGUGGCCGUUCGUAGUAUUUCCUUUUAAUAUUUAGGUGGGUUGCAGAUCGGCUAAAUCGAGGAGUGGGUCGAAAACAUUGGUAACGUUUUUAUUAUUUUCGUUUGGCUUACUGUAGUCGGUGAGUGUGAUCGCACAACAUGGCUUCUUUAAGGGAUCGAGCAUUUUGACAUUUAAGAACACGAAAAAGUCCGAUGCAGCUCUCCGCCGUGUUUCAAGCUGCUGGCUGUCAAUUUGUGCUCUAGCUGCAACAGCUUUGACCGAGUCUUUUUCUUCGUUUGCGCUGGAAAAUAACUAUUGCAAGAUAGUGAAAAAUAACAACGCGAGGGCGUUUGUGCUUUUGAACCAUGACCACAGAAGUUGCGAGUGACUUGGACGUGACAGUCAGUUGUUUGGGCGAAGGGAACCAAAACAAGUCGGACACGGAUCGACCCAGGAGACCUGAUCGAGCGAGCCACGAGGAGGGACAGCAGGAUCCUCCUCAGGUCGACUCUAAACAUCAAAAACAAGGGGUCAUGGAAAGUAAAGCGGAUGGGUUAAGCACGGACAACACGAACGACAAGGAGAACGAGCAGAAUGCAUCAAGCCACAAAGCAGAAACUGCCAAGAAAGUGAUCGAGGCUCCUCCGCCAAAAGUGAACCCGUGGACGAAGAGGAACGCGUGCCCUCCUAAUAAUACCACCAACAGCUCGCUACAAACAGAACCCCAGAGUCCUACCAAAGUUGUCCGUGUCAGCAAACCCAGAUCCAGGAAGACCAGUAAGUCGAGUGACUUCAGUGACAUCACAAACUGGCCUACCCCUGGAGAAAUCGCCAAUAAGGAGCAGCAGCAGAAUGUGAUAAACGUGCAGGUGAGGAAAGGGACGUCUGGACGGUGGGAGAGGAAGAAGGAUCGCGGGGGAGAGAAGAGAGAGAAGGAGAGCGGAAGUGAUGGGAGUGACAGUAAGGAGAACAGGGAGGCGCAGUCGGAUCCAAUCACAGGACUUUCGAGUGAGCAGGAGACAGAGGAUGGAGUGGAAAUGCACAACAGUGCCGCCCACAGGAGAGGAGGCUGGCGAAGAGAUAGAGAUUUCUUUGAUGACACAGCGAGCGUUCGCAGCGAGGGCAGCAAUGUCCGUGGAGGCCUCAGGGGCAGGGGAAAAGGUCGCGGCCGAGGCAGAGGUCGUGGACGAGGUCGCUAUGACUACUCCCACAGUUACCGGGACUCUUACCUGGAUGGGUCCACAGUUCCAGCCGAGUUCGGCACUAACAUGGUCUAUUACUACGACGACGGCAAUCGCAUGCAGAUGUAUAUGAUUGAGGAGCGUUUACUUAAAGAAUACAUCAAACGUCAAAUUGAAUACUACUUUAGUCUCCCAAACCUGGAGCGUGACUUCUUCCUGAGGAGGAAGAUGGAUUCAAAAGGCUUUUUGCCCAUCUCUCUGAUCGCCAGUUUCCACAGAGUCCAGGCCCUCACCACCGAUAUCAACCUCAUUAAGGAGGCGGUGAAGAACAGUGAAGUUGUGGAGCUUGUUGAUGAGCAGAUCCGUAGGAAAGAGGAGCCCGAACAUUGGCCUAUCCCGGGUCCCUCUCUGGACUCCCCGCGCACAGAUUUUUCCCAGCUCGUUCACUGCCCAGAGUUUGUCCCAGGACAGACGUUCACCUCCCUCAGCAAAGUGUCAUCCUCCCCAGUCAGUCAGCACAUAGAUGAACCCGGUCUGGUAAAUGGCCAAACUAGUGAUGACACAGAUGCAGCCAAACCUCAGUCCAAAGAAUCCUUUCCUUCAGACUCAAAAAGCAGAUCUAGUGAAGCUGGGAAUAGGCCUAAAGUGCGGUCUAGCAGUCUCUCUGAUCCAGAUGCCCAGCCGUGGAUACAGGUGGAAAAACGGCACAGAAACUCUUCUGGAAAAAAUAAGACCUCAGUAACUCCUCUUCCUCCUAGCCCUCCUUCUUCUCCUCCUCUUCCUCCUUCUCCUCUCCUUCUUGAAUUGUCCCCAUCUGCAGAGCACAAAGAAUUGUUUCAGUCUAGCUCAAAGCAGCAGCCUGAGGCAGACCAGGAGGAGCUGGACUUCCUGUUUGAUGAAGAAAUGGAACGCCUCGCAGCGCCUCGCAAGAACACCUUCACUGAUUGGUCAGAUGACGAUUCUGAUGAUGAACUUGACGACCGAGAUGUAAACAAGAUCCUGAUUGUUACUCAGACCCCCCCUCACCUGCGGAAACACCCUGGGGGUGAUCGGACGGGGAACCAUGUGUCACGUGCCAAAAUUUCAUCGGACAUUGCCAAAGCCAUUAACGAUGGUUUGUUCUACUAUGAACAGGAUCUUUGGACAAAGGAAGAAGGGCAGCAAGAGUGUGUCAAUGCCAAGACCCCCAGAAAGAGGAAAACCCGUCAUAGCUCUAACCCUCCACUGGAGUGCCAUGUAGGCUGGGUGAUGGACUCACGAGAGCACAGACCCCGCACUUCCUCCAUCAGCAGCUCGAAUGCGUCUCCGUCAGAAGGAGCUCCCGCGCUGUCAGGCAGUUACAGCUGCACCCCGCAGUCCCUGCCUAAGUUCUGGCAUCCAUCCCAUGAGCUUUUGAAAGAAAACGGCUUCACCCAGCAAGUUUACCACAAAUAUCGGCGACGAUGCCUUAAUGAGAGGAAGCGAUUAGGUGUGGGUCAGUCUCAGGAGAUGAACACCCUCUUCAGAUUCUGGUCCUUCUUCCUCAGAGACAACUUCAACAGGAAGAUGUACGAGGAGUUCAAGCAGUUUGCCCUAGAGGAUGCCAAGGAGUACUACAGGUACGGACUGGAGUGUCUGUUCCGGUUCUACAGUUAUGGACUAGAGCGGAGGUUCAGACAGGAUAUCUUCAAGGACUUCCAGGAGGAGACCAUCCAGGACUAUGAGAAAGGUCAACUAUAUGGACUGGAGAAAUUCUGGGCUUUCCUGAAAUACGCAAAGGUGAAGAAUCAGCCCAUUGACCCCAAGCUCCAGGAAUACCUCAGCAAAUUCAAGAGCAUCGAUGAUUUCAGAGUAGAUCCACCAAUGGCAGAGGAAGGAGUAAGGAGGAAAGCACACUCGUCCUCCGCAGGGGACGAGGUGAAACGUAGGCGGCACAACUCAACAUCAUCAACGAAACAGACCCCAGUUGCCAAGACAUCUUCAGACAAUCAACCAGCCGCAGGAGUGAUGGCAAAAACAACCACAACGGAUCAGGCCGCUGCCCCAACGACAACGAAAACCACCAAUCAACCAUCAGCCAAGCCAGUCACAGCCAGUCAGAAACCAGCACCUGGUUCCGCCGAAAGCAGCACGGCUAAUGACCCGUCUACAAAAGCUCCACCCAAAGAGAAUGUGAAGAAGAAUACCUCAUCAGAUGCUCGUAAAGGAGAGGCGGCGACGAGCAAAAGCAAAGAUGCCCAACAGCCAAAGAAAUGAACCUCUUGCUACACUAUAUACAGUAUUUUAGUGUGAAUAUAACUCUGGAGCUGUGAACAGAUUUUGAGUGCUGGUGCAGGCUUACGUUUUACACCGUAACCUCGGAAGUGAGCCAGUCAAACCGUUAGAGCAAAGACCAACUGUCAGACCGUUGCAUUCACAAACUGAAGAGUAAACCAGAAAUAUCCUUGUGUUGUACAAGGUGCUUUUUCUGGACAGGUUAACUUCCAUAAGAACUUUUGUUUUUGUUUUUCUUUUAAACUUUCUUUUUUUUUCUGCAGUUAGUAGUUUCAGAAUCAAUUAUGCAUGGUGAACUUGUUUUGCUGUCAAGUUUACAGAAGGUGCAUUCCUACAUUGAAUGCCAUUUUAUCUCUUUUUAAAAUGAGUUUUACCUUUGCAAAUGCCUUACAUUUCAAAAGCAACAAAUGUAUAUAUAUAUUACAGCUCUGUCAGCAUAAGUAAUUAAUAAUCUCUUGGUUUUUAAGUGUUUUUAAUUUGUGCGAAAUGCACAGUACACAUAUUUAGUUCAGUUAUUUUAAAAACUCAAACAAAAGCUCAUCAAACAAUAAAAACUUGAACUUAGGUUGACACAAGAUAACACACUAUAUAGCUUAUUGCAUUUUUUGCUCUUUUAGCUUGUGUAGGAAAUAUGACAGUGAUGGAAUACUAAGUUCUUUAUGCUUUUAUGAUUAACUGAGUGUCUGAGCUGAAUAUCAGAGAAGUACGUAGAUAUCAGUGGUGAGGGAUUGUAAAAAAUGUUAACAUCAUCAGGAACUACGGGAUGUUCCUGCCUUUAAAUGAAUAUUGUGCCGUUCACAUUGCGAAGUUGGUGAUCUCAAAGACGCCACGUCUCCAGUUUAGAUGUAGAGUAGAGGAAGAGAAGACAUCUUUUUGACCUUUUUGAUCAUUUUGACUUAAAUUUGAAAACAUCUGUGUACUUGAAGUUUCUAAGAAAUGUUAACUUUUUUAGAGGAAUUAUUCUUCCUUUUAAAUUUUGAAUCCUAUUGGAGUUGAGUUUGAGAAUUUAUUGUUUUACUCUCUUUUGAAAUCUUAAUUGAUUAUAAUCUUUUUUUUAUUGAUAUUACUGAGAGAGUGUAGAUGACUGCAAACAUGGUGGCCCAGAGAAUACUUUGAUUUGCAUUAUAUUUUUAUUUUUCAGUUUGGAUCGUGGCUAAUAACAUUGAAUCAGUGUUUUUUCUCACUUAUGAUCAGUAAUUAGACACUGAAUUAAUGUCCCGAUUGUAUCAUAUUUGCUUAUGAAAACUGUACAUAAAAAAUUUUUAGAAGCAGCUCUCUAAUUUCAAUCAAUUCAUUUUUAUUGAUUAAAAAAAUAUUGAUAUUUUUGUUUGUGUGCGCUUGUUGUGUUGUAUGUAUGUUGGUUUAAUUUUUUCUUUCCUCAUAAAUUGUAAAAUGUAAAAAAAAAAAAA